Messenger RNA from Dalotia coriaria, 2394 nucleotides. It is a transcript of the gene Poxm, whose product is annotated as Pox meso. The transcript is spliced from 2 exons. Gene Ontology annotation, molecular function: DNA-binding transcription factor activity, RNA polymerase II-specific; RNA polymerase II cis-regulatory region sequence-specific DNA binding. Lineage: Eukaryota; Metazoa; Arthropoda; Insecta; Coleoptera; Staphylinidae. The record is from RefSeq and is a predicted model, not a curated record. The coding region runs from base 256 to 1056 and encodes 266 amino acids. Gene Ontology annotation, biological process: regulation of transcription by RNA polymerase II; anatomical structure development.
CGCUUCUGGUCAAAUGGUUUCCGAGAUUUGUCAUGCAUAGACGCGUCUGAAAACGAGCCUGAACCGCUGCCUUUUUUUACCUCAGCGCAUCGCAUCGCAUCAAAAAGUGCGCGACAUCCGCGACCGCUUAAUUAUACUAUCGGCUAAUGAAUAAUUCUGUGACGGUGUGACUAAUGAACUUGCAGAGAGAGUGCCACGUUGUUUAACAACUUGAUUUCAUCUCAUGAUUGGUUUUGACAUUAGACUUUUACAAAUAUGAAUUCUGAGGGACAUGUGCAACAAUAUGGUGAAGUAAAUCAACUCGGCGGUGUUUUCGUCAAUGGCCGACCACUACCCAACGCAGUUCGUCAACAAAUCGUCGAAUUAUCACGUGUGGGCAUCCGUCCAUGCGAUAUCAGUCGACAACUAAGAGUAUCACAUGGCUGCGUGUCGAAAAUCCUCGCACGAUAUAACGAAACCGGUUCAAUCUUACCAGGGGCAAUUGGUGGCAGUAAACCACGUGUGACAACACCCAAAGUAGUCGCCUACAUUCGCCGCCUGAAACAAAAAGAUCCCGGAAUAUUCGCCUGGGAAAUCCGUGACAAACUCCUCAGCGACGGUGUCUGUGACAAAUUCAACAUACCAUCUGUAUCUUCCAUCAGCCGCAUCCUGCGUAACAAGAUUGGGUCGCUUGUUCACGGUGCGCAUACGCAUUCACACACAGCCGCCAUGUACAACGCAAUCUAUCCCAGUUAUCCUUACGCGACCGCCGCGGGCGCGCAACCCAAACUACACUCACCGACGAAUCAGCGCACGACUACACUACCGACGGGCCACUGUUGGACGCGGCCAAGCCUGCAUUCGGUCGACAACAUCCUCGGUGUCGACACGGCCGUUGCCUUCCGGUCGCAUCAUGGUAAUUCAGGUCUAUUGUCGGCCAUACCUGCGCUACCUGCGCCUUCGGAUCAUCAAAACUACAACUACUACACGUACUUCACGCAGAACGACACCGGCAAGGCGAUGCACAUGGUCAACGGCGUGAUGGGGCACACGCACGGCCCCGGUGUGCAUAUAUGAAUAUUAUUGGCUGGUGCGCGUGCGCGCGCGCGCUUAUCUCCGAAAGUAUUAGUAUGAGUUAAGGACAAGAAUCACGGGAGUGUGUGCGACACAAAAGCGUUUCUGUGAAUAUUUAUAUUUAGGGUAGACUGGGUACGGUUGUACCAUUUUUUAGAUUUUUGCCUGUAGGCUUAAUAGGAUUUUACUUAGCCCAAUGGUACUUGUCAUAGUUUAAUGCCUAAUCAUCUGGCUACGUUUUGCCCAUAUUUUUAAUCCCUCAAGGUUACAAGUACCUUCAUAAAUCUAAAUUUUGUUGUGGGUGAGAAAUGGUACAACCGACCUCAGACCUCAGGACGGUUGUACCAGGGGGUGGGGUCGAUUGUACCAUACAGAAAUAAAACUUAUUUAUUACAAUAAACGUAUUUAUUACAAUAAAGAAAACACUCUUAAAAUUAUACUUAAAUGUCCUGCUAUGUGUGCAACAAUAAAAUUAGUUGGAAUCACAAAUAUUGCAUACGUAGCUGGGUUCUCCGUCAGUGCAUUGCUCAUGAGCCCAGUUCUUACACUCAAUAUACACUCAUAGGCAUUGAUAUAAGCGCUAUCAUCAUGUUGGCCUUUUCCUGUUUUGCGAAUACGUACUCGUGGCAUCUAAUAUAAACCAAACGUUUUACGUUUAGAAAGAAAAAGAAAUUUUACUUUAAAAUAAUACAAGGCAUGUGGUCGUUUAUACCGGUACAACUGUCCCCAUAUUAUUUGGUACAACCGUCCCCAUGUGGACAUUUUCCAAAUUAUAUUUAAUUAUAAAAAAAAUAAUAGAGAUACAAGAAUUUGAUUAACAUACCUUUAUUCUUCAAAAACCAUUUAUUUUCAAUAAACACACACGUAUAAUAUAACACGCAAGACAAGAUUUAAAAACUAAAAACAAUUCAUCAUCAAAUAUUUACUUUUGAUCUCAAAAAAUCAAAAACACGUCCUACACGCGUGUAACUGGCUUUGUGUGACUCAACUUACAACUUACAUACUUCAACUUGUAUGCGGCUACUAUCACUCCUUGAACGCAUAGGGCUGUGCUCAACUGUUCACGAGAUAUUUGCUUUGGUACUACCGCCCCCCUGGUACUACCGUACCCAGUCUACCCUACCUACGGUAGUCGUUUAAGUCUCGUUCUAAUUCUGAGUUCGUGUUGUGUUGCUAUUUUUUCUCUCGUUGUACAUAUUAAUGUCUAAGUGGCUGACUUUCACAACCCUGGCUUUUUAAAAGCUUUAAAAUCACAUUGGCGCUCUUAUCAUUUAUUUCUUCUUUAUGUUCCAAUAAAUGAAUAUCUUGUAUUAUUAUUUAAUAAAUACAUUGGAGGCAUAA